AUGAAUACGAGACCAAAGGAAGAUCUUAUUGCCGCUGCAGGGGAUGCAGAGCCGGUAAAGAUGACGAAUGUGCUCUUUGCCGUGGCGGGACAAUUGGCGACCGUUGACGGGCAAGCUGUGACAGUGGCAGUGCGGGUGGUCAAGACAGUAGAGGUGAUCACAUCUAUAGAACCUCCUCCUGGUUGGGCGUGCGAGCCAGUAGUUGUGACGGACCCAGGAACUCCGGUGACUAUAGGUCGCUCGGUAGCGGUAACUGGACAAAUGGUGGUGGAGACCAAGACUGUUUCCGUGGUGGUAUAUGUGCUCUUAUGGGACGCGGGGCAGUCGGUCACACUGGAUGGACACGCGGUGAUGGUAGCAGUGCGAGUGCUGAAGAUAGUAGAGGUGGUAGAUUCACCAAGAGAUGAUGAGGCAGCAUCAGCCGUAGGGGAGGAGGAGAUGGUGGCCUCGGUGACUGGGCAGAUCGUUGUCGCAACCACAAUGGUCUCAGUGGUCAGAAAAGUACUCCUGGCUGACGCAGGGCAGUCGGGGACAGAGGACGGGCAUGCGGUCACGGUAGCAGUUCGGGUGGUCAGGAUAGUCGAUGUAGUGAACUGUGACGCGGAAGUAGGGAUUGCAGACGAUUGCUCAGAUGCCGCGAUGGACGAUGUGGGAACGACACUGGGAGCGGGUGAAGGAUUCGAUGGGGUUAGGAGCCCACUGGACAAUGAGACUUGA
Molecule: messenger RNA, 717 nt
Organism: Aspergillus udagawae
Lineage: Eukaryota; Fungi; Ascomycota; Eurotiomycetes; Eurotiales; Aspergillaceae
Exons: 2
Coding region: 1-717 (238 amino acids)
Source: RefSeq, a predicted model, not a curated record